This is a messenger RNA of Triplophysa rosa, 978 nucleotides long. It is a transcript of the gene cfap161, whose product is annotated as cilia and flagella associated protein 161. NCBI's taxonomy places the organism in Eukaryota, Metazoa, Chordata, Actinopteri, Cypriniformes, Nemacheilidae. The transcript has 7 exons. The record is from RefSeq and is a predicted model, not a curated record. Gene Ontology annotation, biological process: cilium assembly. Bases 21 to 974 code for a protein of 317 amino acids. Gene Ontology annotation, cellular component: motile cilium.
UGCUUUAUCAACGCAUCGAAAUGGCUCAUGUUCGGACCUACAAUCCGCGCGUGCGUGUGGGGAACUGGAAAGAAGACGUGACUUUAGAAGAGGAAACUUUAAAGGAGUUUAUUCUUCAAAAAGAAAGAGGUGAACUCGCCGUGCAGAAAGUUUUGAGGCAAAACAUCAUGAAACCAGUCAGCUUAUCGGUAUCUCUGGAUGGCUUUUUGAACUUUGGAGACACGGUCAUUCUGAUGAACUCUGGAGGUGGACUACAUGACCCACGCAGGCCCUGUGUCCUCAGCAUCAUUGCCGACAGCAGUAAUAUUGGGUCGCAUUCAGGGACAAAUCCAUCUCCCCGCCUUCGUGGGCCCCUUCAAGUCGGGGGAGCCCACAGUAUGGACCCCUGCGUCAGAAACGCCUUUGUCAUUACAAGCGUUGAUGGGACCCCAGAUGGAGAGGUGGUCAGAUAUGACCAAAACUUUGCACUUAGAACUACAUCAGGCUUUGCCGGAGAGCUAUACCUUGCCAGUGACCACAGGACUUUUCUGAAGUGCGCUAAGAACUCUCGGCUACAGGAGCUGAGCUUGGUAGACAAAACUGAUUUCCUUUGCUGGUGGAAAGUGAUUUAUUUGGACCCUCAAGAAAGGCUUGAAAACGAGGGCUAUCCUGUCCAGGUGAACAGGAAGGUUUUGAUUUCCCAUUGUAAAACCAAUCAAUGUUUGGCUGCGCUCAGCAAUCACAUCCUUUGGACUCCGUUUGGUAAAGAGUAUGAACUCACUGCUCACACAUUCUUGGACUCCCAUAAGGCUGAGCAGGACAAUAAUCAUUGGCUGUUUGUCACGGCUAAUCCUACCAAUCAAAAUCAAAGUCUUCUGCAACCACAACAAGAUGAUGUCAUGACAGAUGAGCUGAGACAAGAACCAGAGCCAGUGGAGGACAUACAAGUAAACGAGCAGUUCAAAAGAGAUGUAAAACAGAAUAACUGGACCUAAAAGA